GAGACUGGCCGCAGGGCCGGAAGAGGGGUAGCCCUUGGCUCCGGGGGGCGGCGGUGUGGAAAACAGCGAACCUGGUGCUGUUGUAGCUGGCCAGCUUCUCCAUUCAGGCCCCAUCCCGAGUUGAAGACCUCCAGGAUUCUGGUGGCCUAUGGAAGGGAUCGGGCCGUGAAGUAUCUGGCGCAGAUCCAAACAGCCUAGCCACUGAGAGGCACCGGAAGCUUCGCCUCUAGGAGAGAGAAGGCUCGCUUUGGAGGAAAGAAUCCAGAGGGCUUGCCCCUGGGGCGGAGCCCGCCGAACAUGGCCACGCCCCCGGGGGCCGGUCCCGCAGCUCUGCGCUUCGCUGCCGCGGCCACCUGGCGAGUGGUGCGAGGACGCUGCGUGGAGCAUUUCCCCCGAGUAUUGGAGUUUCUGGGAUCAUUGCGCGCUGCUGCCCCUGGCUUGGUUCGCUACCGCCACCAUGAACGCCUGUGUAUGGGCCUAAAGGCCAAGGUAGUGGUGGAGCUGAUCCUGCAGGGCCGGCCGUGGGCCCAAGUUCUGAACGCCCUACAGCAUCACUUCCCAGAGUCUGGACCUGUAGUGCGGGACCCGAAAGCCACAAAGCAGGACCUGAGGAAGAUCUCGGAGGCACAGAAAACCUUUUGCCAACUGGUGAAGCAACUAGCAGAGACCCCGGUGGACUUGGAUUCCAAGCUGCAGGAACUUGAACAAGAGUAUGGAGAACCCUUUUUGGCUGCCAUAGAAAAGCUGUUUUUUGAAUAUUUGUGUCAGCUGGAAAAGGCACUGCCCGCACUGCAGGCACAGCAGCUUCAGGAUGUGCUGAGCUGGAUGCAGCCUGGAGUUUCUAUCACUGCUUCUUUUGCCUUGAGCCAAUAUGGUGUGGACAUGGGAUGGCCACUUCCAGAGCACUUGGUUACCGAUUCAGUGAGCAUGACGGAGCCCAUGGAGCAGGGCCCUCCUCAGCAACCAAAGCUAGCACUUCAUGAUCCAUCGCCAAAAGCCAGGACUAGCUCCUACCUUUCUCAGGAACCAGCCUCAAGGAAGCACCCAGAACCUUUGGCUGGCCACCACUUCAAUCUGGCCCCUCUAGGCCGGCGAAGAAUCCAGUCCCGAUGGGCAUCCACUAAGGGAGGCCAUAAGGAGCGCCCCACAGUCAUGCUGUUCCCCUUUAGGAAGCUGGGUUCGCCAAGCCAGAUCAUAUCUGAGUCCAAGAGCAGGGAAGAACAUGAAACACACAUGGCAGAUCCAGCAGGUGCUGUGAGCACGAGAGCAGCUUCCACUGGAAUGUCUAAGAGUCCAUCCCAGAGCCUACGGGCAAGGGCUCUGAAGGAGACCCCAGCUGACUUGUUUGCUUCAGAGCAAGAGGAGAAUUGCUUGGUUUGCCCCAUGGACCCCCUAAGACUAUCAUUAUCACCUCCUAAGGCUAGGAAGCCAGUGUGUCCUCCAUCUCUGUGCAGCUCUGUCAUUACCAUAGGGGACUUGGUUUUGGACUCUGACGAAGAAGAAGAUGGCCAGACGGAAAGAAGGGAGUCCCUGGAAAACUAUCAGAAGACAAAGUUUGACACCUACAUCCCCACCUUCUAUGAAUACCUCCCUACUUCUGGCCCGAGUGCUGUGUCUGUCCCUUCCAUGACCAUACAGACAGGUCUAGACACGAUAGGACUGGAAUUCCCUCUGCACUCCACCUGUGUCCCGUAGCCUUACACACAGUUUAGUGGAAAUGAAGUGGAAGCCCAGGCUUGGGUUACCUGACUGCCUUGCUAAAAUUACUUUGUAAUACUGGUUAAUUAAAAUUUGGAUUUAUUAAAACUGUCUUGGUGCAAGGGAGGAGAAAUAAGGCUUCCAUAAAGUCAAAGUAGGUCAUUCCUUAGAACUGGCUUCUCCAGGGCUGGAGGAAUCCCUUUGCCUUUCUACUUCCCCUGGAAAAUGUUGUUGUUCAGCUGUGCCAAGAAAGGUCGAUAGCUUGGAAGAGAAAUUUCCCUUUGCUAUACUAAAAUAUCGAUGUGCCCUGAUACUAGAAUGUACUUUGUAAAUUCUCAUGCCACCAGGUUACCUGGGGGUGGUGGCAGUGAAAUGGAGAUACUUCAUGGAAAAAUACUCCCUGUCCUUGACUCUACUGGGUCAGUGCCAACUCCAGUUCCACUUGUCCCGGUGCAGCACCCAGAUGCCAGCCUUGUGCAGAAAGAUCCAGAAUCUCUUUAAAGUCAUUGGGAUCUCUUUAUUGAGAUACUUAAAAUAUACCAACAUUUCUGAGCUUCUCAGGUGUUCAAAGAUACUAUUUAAUGAAGCUCACUAACAGAACAUGAUUUCAGGAGCCUAACUUGUCCAGACCAAGGCCACAUUAAACACUUAGGUAGGAACCAUUAUCUUUUCCUUUCAAUAAUCUUCCAGAUGCUGGGUCCCCAGGUUUGCAUUUGAUGAUCUGACUUCAUUUUCUCAGCCUGCCUUCCUUGCUUGCUCCCCAGUGAAUACCCUGGGCAAUUUGUGCGCACAGAGUACAGAAAUAUUGCAGAAGCCCUCAGGAGUGAGGCCGCAGGAAAUAACCGAGUGAUAAACAGCCACAGUGGCUGGCAUGUGUGAGGAGCCCAUUGGGAGGCCCUAGGCUAGGGUGCUCGUGCCUUGAGAGGGUACAGCUUCUCAGGUCUAGCUGUCACCACUGAAGAUUGGAUUCACCUGCUGGGUGACUCGGAUGAACGUGGUUCUCCGGCUCAACUCCUUCAGUUUAGCUGCUCCCACAUAGGUACAUGUGGAACGGAUGCCUCCAAGGAUGUCUCGGAUGGUAUGGUCCACGUCCCCUUUAAAGGGCACCUCCACUGUCUUGCCCUCUGAGGCCCUUAGAGGAGGAAAAAUUUUUUGGUUUUUCUUUUUGGAUUUCUUAAGCCCAGCAGCUCUUCCCUAGUCUCUAGCACUUGGCCCCAGUUCAUCACUUUUCCUCCCAAGAACUGUCCCACGCAUCUCCCAGCAGCCAGUUCUGCCACCACCCUGCUUAAUCACACUUUCCAGGAACCCUCAGCUCCUGGAUGUCUGCACAUACCUGUAUU
Suricata suricatta (meerkat) is the source of this 3038-nucleotide messenger RNA. RefSeq names its product TERF1 interacting nuclear factor 2 (gene TINF2). The record is from RefSeq and is a predicted model, not a curated record. The transcript is spliced from 9 exons. Gene Ontology annotation, molecular function: telomeric repeat DNA binding. The coding region runs from base 298 to 1695 and encodes 465 amino acids. Gene Ontology annotation, cellular component: shelterin complex. NCBI's taxonomy places the organism in Eukaryota, Metazoa, Chordata, Mammalia, Carnivora, Herpestidae. Gene Ontology annotation, biological process: regulation of telomere maintenance via telomere lengthening; telomere capping.